AUGAAUGUCCACUUUACAUCUACAAAUCUUUGUUCUCAAUGUACAUCAUUUUUUUUUCAAUCGUUACGUUAUUUACCUCAAAGUGUUCAACAAAUGUGUGAAUAUGCAUUUAAAAAAAUCCCAAAUAGAAAAAUUGGCAAAGCCAGGCAUAAACAAGCAUUCAAAUAUGAUCAUAAAUUCAAAUCUUAUUUAUCAACUUUACAAUUAAAUUCUAAUUUAUUCGUUCUCAAUGAUCUUACAAUUGAUAGGCUACUGAGUCAAAUAUCUAAAGAAGAAAUUCAAUCGACUUUAUCGUUGUUAACAAGUGUAUCUUCAGAAAAAAACUUAUUGUCCUGUUUAUCAUGUCGAGCUGGACUUUCUCAACAUCUAACACAUAAUGAUUUAUUGAAAAUUGAAAAAUUAGUGUAUAAUCAAGUUCGCGGAUUUAAAACGCAUCAUUCAACAUUCAGUGGAGUAGGUGGUGAAAAUCGAUUAGCUGGUUUUAAGUCGUUUAAAUCACACACAUCUAGUACAAUUCAACAAGGUCAACCAUCGUCCUCACUCUUUCAACGAAUUAUUCGAUUGGUGCGCCCGUCGUCUCAAAGUGAAAAUAAUCGUUUAAACAAUUUACUGCAAGUGACAAAAAAUGCGGAUGAACAACAAAAAAUCAAAGUGGCAUUUGCUGAAGGUUAUGCUGCAGUAGUCGUUGACUCAAAACCAAAAGAUCGUCUAUCUUUGUUUAAAGUUGUACGUGUUAUAUUAUUCAUGGGAAUUAUGAUUAUGAUUCUUUUAAAUAUUAUUUCAGCAUUAGGUGGUGGUGGUGUUCGUGGUGGAUUUGCAAACGCUUUUUCAAAUAAAUUUGAAAUAAAUCCAGAAGAUGUGAAUGUGAAUUUUACAGAUGUUCGCGGCGCGGAAGAAGCAAAAGAUGAAUUACGCGACAUUGUAGCAUAUUUGAGAGAUGGUGAAAAAUUUACUAGACUUGGUGCACGCUUACCAAAAGGUGUACUACUUGUCGGUCCACCAGGAAUUGGAAAAACAUUACUUGCACGCGCAGUUGCUGGUGAAGCAGGUGUAGCAUUUUUUCACACAUCGGGUUCAGAGUUUGAUGAAAUGUUUGUUGGAACUGGUGCUCGACGUGUUCGUCAAUUAUUUACUGCUGCUAAAGCACGUACUCCCUGUGUUAUUUUUAUCGAUGAGAUUGAUAGUGUAGGUGCAAAAAGAACAAGUUCACAGCUACAUCCCUAUGCUAAUCAGACGAUCAAUCAAUUAUUGGCAGAAAUGGAUGGAUUUGAUAAAAAUGAAGGAAUCAUCUUAUUAGCUGCAACAAAUCGUCGUGACUAUUUAGAUUCAGCCAUUUUAAGACCAGGUCGUUUUGAUGUGGAAAUUCAUAUUUCACCACCAGAUUUACGCGGCAGAAAAGAUAUAUUUGAAUUGUAUUUGUCAAAAGUGAAACAUGAUCAUACUGUUGACACCGAAUACCUUGCCAAAGGCUCAACUGGAUUUACUGGCGCUGAUAUAGAAAAUAUGACGAAUCAAGCUGCUUUGUACGCCGCUCAACUUGAAGAACCAGCAGUUAACAUGAAACAUAUGGAAUGGGCGCGUGAUAAAGUUUUAAUGGGUACUGCUAGAAAAUCAAAAUUACCAGAUAUGGAAACGAAUAAAAUCACAGCGUACCAUGAAGCGGGUCAUACACUUGUUCGUUAUUUUACAGAUGAAGCAGAUCCACUUCAUAAAGUAACAAUAAUUCCACGUGGACAGGCUCUUGGCUUCACAGCUCAUAUUCCUGAUAAAGAUAUCUAUAAUCGAACACGUUCACAAUUAUUAGCAGAAAUGGAUGUGAUGUUUGGUGGACGUGCUGCUGAAGAAUUAGCGUUUGGAAUAGAAAAAAUUACCACGGGUGCAUCAAGUGAUUUUAAUCAAGCAACAAAAUUAGCUACAAAUAUGGUAAAACAAUUCGGAAUGUCGGAAAAAGUUGGUCAUCGAAGUUUCAAAGAGGAAGAACAAGAUGCUGGUAUGGGCUUUAUAAAAGUGAAUGAUAUUAGUCCAGCAAUGCAAGAAACAAUUGACUAUGAAAUUCGACGACUAAUGCAGGAAUCGUAUGAACGUGCCAAAAGUUUACUUAAACAACAUUCAAAUGAGUUGAAAACAUUAGCCGAAGCAUUAUUACAUUAUGAAACAUUGGAUGCUGAAGAAGUUAAAGCUGUUCUAGAGGGACGAAAAGUCUCAUCAUGA
Didymodactylos carnosus is the source of this 2211-nucleotide messenger RNA. The record is from the annotation of a GenBank genome assembly. NCBI's taxonomy places the organism in Eukaryota, Metazoa, Rotifera, Eurotatoria, Philodinida, Philodinidae.